Molecule: messenger RNA, 2037 nt
Organism: Aphanomyces invadans
Lineage: Eukaryota; Oomycota; Saprolegniomycetes; Saprolegniales; Verrucalvaceae
Exons: 8
Coding region: 61-1854 (597 amino acids)
Molecular function (GO): metal ion binding
Source: RefSeq, a predicted model, not a curated record
GCCACAACGGCGUCGAGCGUCGCCCGGGACGACCUGUGUAGCUCGCGCCGACAACUUGCCAUGUCGUCGUCGACAGGCCGCCGCGUGGCAGCCCUUCAAAACGGCGAGAGCUUUGCUGACUCGACCAUCUCGACUGCCCACUCGGACGACGUCGGCCAUGACUUUCACACGGCGCCAUCGCAUCAAGUCAAGCCAGGGGAAGACUAUUGCGUGGUGUGGACCCGCAACGAAGAAGUUAGCGGGUGCAUGGUGUGCAAUACCAAGUUUACGCUCUUCCUUCGCCGCCACCAUUGCCGCAGCUGUGGCGACGUCGUAUGCGGUCACUGUGCCGAAUCCAAGCGUGAGGUGUAUGGCCUGGUUGGCAUGCAUCGAGUGUGCGACGCGUGCUUGACAAAUGGCGUGUGGAUGGAUCCGGUCGCGCGCCGCCGCCUCGAGAGGCUCGAGCAAAGCCAUAGCAUCGCACAUGAAGACGACGAUGACGACGGAGUCUACUUCACAGGUCAAUCGAUCGAUGGUCGCAACGACUGUCGCAGAAAGACCGUACCGGGGGCAACGAGUACGGAAGAUCGCAGUAAUUGCGCUUUGGCCAGACUCAACUUCGACGGGGACGCUGCUGGGGACGAUGUCGACGACGCGUUGGGCGAACUGGAGGAGUUCUAUGCCGCGUAUGCCCCCCAAGACGUUCAUUUGGCCAAGGCACAGCUGGCCCAAUAUGGCGCUGGCCAGCGCGACCUCAUGUGGCGCAUGCUGCACGCACAUUACAACGUCUCGUUCGAAAGCGCGACGAACGGCCUGCGGCGAUCCCAAUACGAUGCAGAGGAUCCACUUGCCAAGAAUCACCACCACGAUGACAACGAGCGAGCGACGCCUGCACUUUCGCACAGUGUCGAAUGGGCGCAGGCACCAGGGAAAGGACACAACAACACGGUGCAGCCAGAAGACGAGCAUGCCAACAACGCCGACGACGACGCCUGCUUGACGGAAUCGGUGCUCGGGAACGACUCGACGACAUCCCAAGAUGAAAGGUCACUCUCCGCCUCGAAUGUGAACAAGGCCAAGACUGUAAAGGACCACGGCCCCGAAGAAGACGAGGUGCUAGAAGUGGACGACAGCUCGAUGCACAAACACACUGAAAUUGGAGACAACGAUGUCGGUGCACCAGUUCCAGCGGUGGAGCUCGUUCAAAACGAAGUCGUCGUAACGUGUAGCGUCGACCUUCCGGUUGACGGGAAAUCGUCAGGUCUUGAGGUACAAAAAGUUCCCGAGAUGGCUGACGCCGACUCUCCGAACCAUCGCGCUGACGACGAUUCCCCCCACGAUGCCCCUCGUUGUGAUCACUCGUGUGCGCGAAACGUCGACGUCGCCAUGCGUCCUGUGCCUGCCGUUGUAGCCACAGCAGAGUCCCCCGAAAGCCCCCUUGAGUCUCCCCUUGGACUUCAUCCAGAACCGCACGAUCACAGUGACCGAAAUGUGGAGACCCUCCUGAGCGACCCCCCGGAUUUUCCCGAUGAAUUCGUCGACGAACGUCCACGAACGCUGACAUGGGUGAAUGCCAACUCGCAGCAUUUCACGGACAAGAGCGUUCCCAUAAAAGCCCUGUCAACACCAUUGCGCAAAGCAUUGUCUAGACGCUUGACGUGGCGUUUCAUCCGUGGCCAUCGAUGGCUCGUCGGCGGCGUCGUGGCCCUGACCUGGCUUCUCAAGCGACCAAGGCGUGGCUGGCUUCGAUACGUCGCGAUCUUGUUCUUGGUUGUUUCGCCCGGGCAUCCAACGGUCCUAGCCCUCGUCGCCAAACUCAUGUCGCGUCGUCGCCGUUCCACAUCGCAUCAUUUCACACCGCCUUUGGAACCUUAACGACUCGAAUGCAACGUAUCUUUUCGCUCCGGCAAGCCCACGUCGCCCACGUGCUGGACCUGGCUGCCGUGAGACACCACCAGACUCGGCGGGGGGAUCCAUGCCUUGUCGACGAUGACUGUGUCGACCGUGAAGCCCCCGUCGCAAACGAACAUCCUUGAGUUGGCCCCGCGCAUUCCGCAG